GAGUUUUAUCAUCGAAUACGCAAUCGCAAAGUCGUCAUCGCCGAAUGUAACUGCUUGAUAACCUACCACUUUCUCUGUGGCCGCAGCAAGCGCAGCCUCAGUCGGCAGACGCGCGAUCACUCCCGCGGCGAACGGCGCGCGCCAGCGGCAAAUGUCAAACUCAGUUUAAAAAUCGAACGUUGAAAAAAGUUAUUGUUGUUUUGUUAUCUGUUUACAACGGUCAAUAUGGGAACUUGUGAAGCGUUAAGGUGGAGUCUACUGCUUACAACGGCCGUAUUAACAUUACAGACGUUCGCACAGAAAAACAAAUCAGAUGUCACUCAAGCAGUCCCUAGUGACCUUAGAAGGGUCGUUAGUGAGGCUUUAGCAUUAGAAAGAAAAUACCUACAGGGUGCUCGAGAUAUACAAAAUUGCACAGCGGAGCUAGAUGAAGCGAGCGCUAUUCCUUGCCCGCCGAGCAAGUACAGAAGCGCCAGCGGGGAAUGCAACAACGUGAGGCACAGACCCUGGGGGCGGCGGGGAGACGUCUUCCUGAGACUGCUGCCAGCCAACUACGCUGACGGUAUAUCGCAGCCCAUGGAGCCACCGCGGGUGCCCCCGCCGCCGCUAGCGAUCACCGCAGCCGCUCAGCUGACGCAGCCAGCCGACCACGACUACGUCACGAGUUUGCUGGCCGCCUGGGGCCAGCUGUUAGUUGAAGAUCUCACUGCCACUGCCAACGGGAACAAAGAAUGCCAGGGAUCCCCUUGCGAAUACGUCCGAUCUGCGCCAUCCAGAAAUAUAGAUUCUUGUGGUUUUGAAAGUCGUGAGCAACUGAAUCUGGCGACAGCAUUCCUCGACGGCUCCGCGCUGUACGGCAGCGCUGAGAAAGAACUGCGCUCUCUACGGCUGUAUGACGCUGGCAAGCUGGACGUCGCGUCUUGUCAUAAAUGCAAUGACAACAAACCGACAGCCCCCCUGUACAAAGCGUUAAUUUCGGAACACAACCGCAUCGCUGGCGAACUGUACGCUCUCAAUCCGUUCUGGGAUGACGUCACACUGUUCCUGGAGACCAGGCGAGCCAUGGCAGCCAUCAUCCAGCACAUCACCUACAAUGAGUUCCUGCCGGUGCUUCUGGGAGAGGUGGGCAUGGCCAAGGCAGAGCUGAAACUGCAAUCGCUGGGUUUCUGGCGAGGCUACUCCAGCGCCAACCGCGCCGGCGCCUACAGCGAGCUAGUGGCUGUGGCGCCCAUAUUCAAGGCCAUGAUGAAUGAGAAACUGAUCAAUACGACCGUAACCCUCGAGCACCUAGUCCAUACAGUCGCGCACAAAGUGUCCCGCUUCCCUGCGUCUGCGCAGUUUGAUCUCAACCGCGCGAGAGACCACGGAGUAGCGCCCUACCUCAGAGCCCUUCGCAUGUGCGAGCCCACCACACCCAUCAAGACCUUCGGGGACUUCGACAAGAUGGGCUUCGAUAGAACCCAAGUGGAGAUGCUCGCUGAUAUGUACAAGAACGCGGAAGACGUAGAGCUGAUGAUUGCUGGAGCUCUGGAGAAGGCAGCCAAUGGUGCAGUGGUCGGGUCUACCAUCGCCUGCAUACUAGCACUGCAGUUUGCUAAUCUUAAGAAGAGCGACCGAUUCUGGUAUGAAAACGAUAUCCCACCGUCAUCAUUUUUGCCGGAACAGUUAGGAGCUAUCAGAAAAGUAACGCUCUCCGGACUUCUGUGUGCGGCUGAGGAUACUCUCACUAACAUCCAACCUAAAGUCUUCGUCAAGGAGGAUCCUUAUCUCAACGCAGCACAACACUGUUCCCAACACAGUCGCCUGGAGCUGACUGCGUGGAGAGACGAGAGUGGCGCAAAAGCAGCUGAGAGGUUAUCGCAGGACAUGCUGUCCACGGCGCUCGAGAAAGCUAAACAGGAAAUGGCAGAUAGGAAGCGACUCGAAUACAUGCUCUGGGAAUCCCGUGGUGGAGCUGACCCAAAGUCACCGGUAGGAACGGCGGCAUCCUUCUCCAAAGCCAACAAGUAUGCACUGAAACUGGCCAACACCUCGCUGUUCUUCGAAUUCGCCACCAACGAACUGAUUAACAACAUCCACGGAGGAAACCGUCGCAAGCGUCAAAUCUUCGACGACAGCCUCGGCUUUGGCACGUCAAACGAAUUCGUGGACUCCCUGCAAAACGUGGACGUGAGCAGCUUCAUCGGGCAGCAGGACCUCGGACCCAGCAUCGAGCCCCAGUGCGACGACAAUGGGUCCUGUGACCCCGACAGCCCCUUCAGGACCUACACGGGACAUUGCAAUAACCUCAGGAACCCAAACUUGGGCAAGAGUUUGACCACUUUUGCCAGAUUGCUGCCGCCAGUUUACGAAGAUGGUGUAAGCCGGCCCCGCAUCAACUCAGUGACGGGCACGCCCCUCCCCUCCCCCCGCAUCAUCUCCACCGUGAUCCACCCCGACAUCUCCAACCUCCACACGCGCUACACGCUCAUGACGAUGCAGUUCGCGCAGUUCCUCGACCACGAGCUCACUAUGACCCCCAUUCACAAAGGUUUCCACGAGUCCAUCCCCGACUGCCGCUCGUGCGACUCCCCGCGGACGGUCCACCCCGAAUGCAACCCCUUCCCCGUACCAAGAGGAGACCAUUACUACCCCGAAGUUAACAUCACGUCCGGAGAGAGAUUGUGUUUCCCCUUCAUGAGAAGUUUGCCAGGACAACAGACUUUGGGACCAAGAGAACAAGUAAACCAGAACACGCCUUAUAUCGACGCAUCAGUAGUAUAUGGUGAAAACCCUUGCAUCGUGAGGAAGUUGCGAGGUUUCCAUGGCAGACUGAACGCGACCGUGAAUCCUCACGGCGGCCGGGAGCUGCUGCCCCGAUCUGAUUCGCACCCAGAGUGUAAAGCUGCCAGCGGAUACUGUUUCAUUGCUGGUGACGGGCGCGCAUCCGAACAGCCGGGCCUUACAGCUAUCCAAACCAUCUUCAUGAGGGAACACAACCGGCUAGUGGAAGGUCUGCGCGGCGUCAACCCCCACUGGGACGCCGACCUGCUGUUCGAGCACGCGCGCCGCAUCCUCGCCGGGGAGUUCUCCCACAUCAUCUACAACGAGUUCCUGCCCAGGCUUCUGUCCUGGAACGCCGUCAACCUGUACGGACUAAAGUUGUUGCCGUCAGGCUACUACAAGGAAUACUCCCCGACCUGCAACCCAGCAGUAGUAACAGAGUUCGCGUCAGCCGCGUUCAGAAUCGGCCACUCCUUGCUCAGACCGCACCUGCCUCGAUUGUCUCCCACCUUCCAGCCCGUGGAACCGCCCAUUCUGCUGAGAGACGGCUUCUUCAAGACUGAUCUGUUCAUGGAGCACCCAGGAUUAGUCGACGAACUGAUGCGAGGACUAUCCUCAACACCCAUGGAGACCCUCGACCAGUUCAUCACCGGAGAAGUCACGAACCAUCUCUUCGAAGACCGCCGCAUUCCAUUCUCAGGCGUCGACCUUAUAGCUCUGAACAUCCAGAGAGGCAGAGACCAUGGAAUACCUAGUUAUAACAACUACAGGGCGCUGUGUAAUUUGAAGAGAGCCGCCAAUUUCGAUGAUCUAUCGAGGGAAAUUCCCGAUGAAGUUAUUGCCAGGCUGAAGAGAAUAUACCCGACAGUUGAUGACAUCGAUCUGUUCCCUGGUGGUAUGAGCGAGCGGCCUCUGCAAGGGGGGCUGGUGGGCCCCACUUUCGCCUGCAUCAUCGCCAUACAGUUCCGGCAACUCCGGAAGUGCGACAGAUUCUGGUACGAGAAUGACAACACAGCCGCUAGGUUCACGGAGCGCCAGCUAGCGGAGAUCAGGAAAACCACGAUGAGUAAGAUCAUGUGCGACAAUUUCGACAUCGAGGGCGAUAUACAGCGCGCUGCCUUCGAUCUGCCCAGCAAUUUCUUGAAUCCCCGCGUCCCUUGUUCGUCGUUGCCGAAGCUGGACCUGUCGGCGUGGCGCGAGAGCGCAGCCCAGGGCUGCCUCAUCGCGGGGCGCUCUGUCGCGGUCGGAGAGUCCGCGUUCCCUUCGCCCUGCACUUCUUGUAUAUGCACUGCUGAAGGAGCACAAUGCGCAUCGCUGCGCAUCACGGACUGCGGCCAGCUGCUGCGCGAGUGGGCGCGCGACGCCGUGCUGCGCGACGACGUGUGCGCGGCGCAGUGCGGCGCCGCCGCCGCGCCCCGCGCACGCGCGCCGCGCAGGCCCAGCCUCAACUUCAAAUUCCCCGACCUCUCACCCUUCGUAGCCAAAUAACUCCACUACAGCCAGUGUUCGCGAGCGCGAGAAAUUCCUUCAGAUACAUAUUUGGGAUAAUCAAGGAGUAAACAUCCAUCAUCAUCAUUUUCAGCUAUAUCAACCCACGUGAUCCAAACAUUGUCCAGCGGACUUGUGGUUUACCAACCGGUCUCUGCCACCACACUGUCACUGAAUGGUCCAUCGAUGGUCUUCUCUUCUAGCCAAGUGUCCCGCCCAUUCUUUAACUGCGCGAUUUGUUUAUCUACGUCUUCGAACUUUAACAUUAACUUCUUCAAAUUCAAAUUAGAUCAUUCAAAUUUUAAGUUAUUCUUAGACACCUCAAACAAGUUUCUGAAGGAAUUUAUAGUGGCCGCGCUCGCGCACUUAUAAUUCUUUUUUGUGAAGCAGAGUAUAUAAUAAAUCAAGGACGGUAUUCCACUCAUCUGAUUCUUCAUCAUAUAUUAAUUAUUGCUGCCAAAUUAUUAUAAUGAUCAUGUACAACCCCCGAUCUAUUAAAAACAGUUAAAAUUUGACUUCAAACAUCCUAAAAUUAAAAUUAUAUAAAAUGUAUAUCAAUCAAAAAGUAUACAAUUGUCGGUGAUAUUUAUUGAUGAACGCAUAACUGAAAGUUUGUGGUGAAAACCUUUUGAGACAAGAUGUAUCAAUAUAAUACUCCAUAAUGUGCCCUUUAUAGUUAUGUUGGAGGCCCAUCAUUUGAUACCAAUUAAGCGGUCUCCUCCAUUCGUUGACUUUAGUCCAGUCUUUAAAAUAAUUUGGUCAAAUGAUAAAAAGCGAAUGUUGACCGUCAAGGCUAGUCUAAUGCUGAUGCCUUUUGUAAAUAUAAUAAAUGUUUCGAUGUUUUUAUUUUCUAAAUUUAACGAUUUCUGAAAUGCUGAAAAUAUAUCAAACAUUUUUUUUACAAAUUGUUGUUUUAGCUUUUCAGAAAUCCCAUAAUUAUGUAGAUUUAAUUUUAACAUUAUUGUAGGAUUAAGUAUUUUUUAAGAUUUUAUACGCAUCUAUUUAUAGAUCUGGUUACCAAAAAUGUUGUAGAACUAAUACGUUCUUGAAUUACUUUAUGAAAAAAAUGUUAAUAGAUAUAACAAGUCCAACUGCUGGGCUAAAAAUAAAACAAUAAAAAUGCCAAUUGACAACUGCUUAUGAAAGUAUUUUACCGUAGUCAACUUUACCUAAAUCAAUAAAAACGACACAGUCGUCGUAAAAUAUUAUGUGAUAGCAUCUAAGCCAUAUUCUAUUAGCUAAAACCGUUUACCCAAAUUGUUAUUUUCAUAUCAAAAACCGAAUUAUUGUAUCAUAUUCAUUCAUUUAAACUUUUUGUAAAUAAAAUAUGGCCAUCUGUAGCUUUAAUUGAUAACAUAAGGAGCCGUCCAUAAUGUAGCAAAGUAAGAUUUACCAAUUGAUACUGCAUGUUACCAUUACGUAGUACAACGAAUGUGAAACUGUUGGACUCGAUUCACUGCCUGUAAUGCCUGGGAAUCUCGAAUGUGUAAAUUAUUUUUGUACAAUAUUGGCCUAGAUUAUAUUGUUUAGUUAAGAAAUACAAACUCACCUAGUGACAAUUUUAUAAACUGAUAAAUAAGA
This is a messenger RNA of Plodia interpunctella (Indianmeal moth), 5832 nucleotides long. RefSeq lists its product as uncharacterized. Gene Ontology annotation, biological process: response to oxidative stress. Gene Ontology annotation, molecular function: peroxidase activity; heme binding. Lineage: Eukaryota; Metazoa; Arthropoda; Insecta; Lepidoptera; Pyralidae. The coding region runs from base 226 to 4251 and encodes 1341 amino acids. The transcript has 24 exons. The record is from RefSeq and is a predicted model, not a curated record.